Plutella xylostella (diamondback moth) is the source of this 2520-nucleotide messenger RNA. RefSeq names its product extracellular matrix protein f-spondin (gene fat-spondin). Gene Ontology annotation, molecular function: serine-type endopeptidase inhibitor activity. Gene Ontology annotation, biological process: cell adhesion. Gene Ontology annotation, cellular component: extracellular matrix. NCBI's taxonomy places the organism in Eukaryota, Metazoa, Arthropoda, Insecta, Lepidoptera, Plutellidae. The record is from RefSeq and is a predicted model, not a curated record.
CGACACAUGAUAAGAAGAAGAAGGCGUGUGAGUCCGAGUAUAGCCCCCGCGGUGAUCCCGUCACAGAACCCGUGACCCUUUAUCUGGGAGGCGAUAGCGCAGUCGACCAGCUCGCGUCCUAGAGAUGUGGCAGCUGUGUAUGGUGCUAGCGGCGGCGGCGGCGGCGGCUGCGCAGGACUGCGCCCUGCGGCCCGGCGACUCCGCGGCGCCCAAGUCUCCAGGGGACAACUUCUACCGGCUCAUCCUCAAUGGGGACCUGGAGCGGUACGCGCCGGGGCAGAGAUAUGUUGUGACGCUGGUGGGCGCGCGCACCCACAGCGUGGUGCAGCAGUUCACGCGUUUCAAGCUGAUAGUGGACCCGCUGGACCCGGCGGCGCCGCGGCUGCCCAGCAAGCAGGGGCAGUUCCAGCUGUUCGCUGACACUCUCACCAAGUUCGAUGAGGAUUGUACCAAUGCUGUGGUCGAAGCCGAUGACCUGCCGAAGACUGAGGUGGCAGUCAUGUGGAAAGCGCCACCGGCUGGCUCCGGAUGCGUGCUGCUUAAGGCCAUGGUGUACGAGAAUGGGAGGCGCUGGUUUGCUGAAGACGGUCAGCUCACGAGGAGAGUCUGUGAGGACACCUCCGUCUCCAUGCCUGACUGCUGCGCCUGUGACGACGCCAAGUACAAGAUGGUAUUCGAGGGUCUGUGGUCGCCGCAGACGCACCCCAAGGACUUCCCGAAGCAGGCGCUGUGGCUCACGCACUUCUCCGACGUCAUCGGCGCCACGCACCCCAAGAACUUCACCUUCUGGGGCGAGGGCGUCAUCGCUACUGAUGGCUUCAGAUCCCUGGCCGAGUGGGGUUCAGUGGGCGCUGUAGAAGCGGAGCUGCGGCAGCAGGGCGGCCUGCUGCGGUCCAUCGUGAAGGCGCAGGGGCUCUGGCACCCGCGCGUCAACUCAAACACCUCGGCCGUGUUCACUGUCGACAGGAAGAGACCUUAUCUGUCUCUGGCUUCUAUGUUUGGUCCAUCUCCCGACUGGGUGGUGGGUGUCAGUGGCCUGGACCUCUGCCUGAAGGAUUGCUCGUGGGUGGAGUCGAAGGUCAUCGAUCUCUUCCCUUACGACGCUGGAACUGAUAGCGGCCUGUCUUACAUGUCAGCAAACUCAGAAACAGUACCUCGCGAGCGCAUGUACCGCAUAACGCCGAUGUACCCCGAAGACCCCCGCGCCCCGUUCUACAACCCACAAGCCACGGAGAUCCCGCCCAUGGCGCGCCUGUACCUGACCAGGGAGAAGCUGAUCUCGCGCUCCUGUGAUGAGGAGGUGCUGCAGAUGAUGGUGGCCGAGGAGCAGGAGAACACGCAGACCGCAGACCGACCGGAGUGUGCGGUGAGCGCGUGGGGCGCGUGGUCGGCGUGCUCGGUGUCGUGCGGCAAGGGGCUGCGCAUGCGCACGCGCCAGUACCGCCUGCCGCAGAAGGCGCUCAUGUUCGCGUGCGACCGCCAGCUCGUGUCCAAGGAGAUGUGCGUCGCCGCCGUGCCCGAGUGCGAAGGUGACUCAGCCGCCGCGGCCGCGCUGGAGUCGCCCCCCGUGGAGGACCUGUCCGGCGUGUGCGCCACCAGCGCCUGGGGCCCGUGGAGCGAGUGCUCCGUGACCUGCGGCAUCGGCUUCAACACGAGGAGGCGCAGCUUCCUCAACCACAUGGGGCUGAAGAAGUGCCCGCUUGUUCCUACUGAGGAGAACCGCAAGUGCAUGGAGCCCGAGUGCGUGGAGAAGGAGUCGGACAUCUCGGACCCGUCGUGCCCCACCACGGAGUGGGCCGCCUGGUCGCCCUGCUCGGCCUCUUGCGGACGCGGCGUCAGGCUCCGCACCCGUCUGCUGCUGGUGCCGCCGGAGCGCCAGCAGGAGUGCUCCUCCAAGGUGGAGCUGCUGCAGCAGCGGCCCUGCUCCGAGCGCGAGGACUGCUCCAUCGACAUGGCCACCGCUAAACAGAUCUGCAUGGAGGCGCCUGCGCAGGGCCCGUGCCGCGGGCUGUACCGGCGCUGGGCGUUCGCGGCGGAGAAGGGCAUGUGCGUGCCGUUCCAGUACGGCGGCUGCCGCGGCAACCGGAACAACUUCAUCUCGGAGCAGGACUGCAUGGACACCUGCAGGGUCGUGCUCGGUGGCGCAGCCCCCGCGCCCCCCAGCCCCGCGUCGCCCCCGCGCCCCGCGGCCUCCCCCGGCUACCCCGCGCUCAGCCUCAACAGCAUCCAGCCACCACCCACACUUAAUGGUUCGUCGCGCGACUGCGAGGUGGGUCCGUGGGGCGAGUGGGGCCGCUGCAGCGUCUCGUGCGGCGUGGGCUACCAGGAGCGCACGAGGGCUGUGCUGAGGCCGGCGAGCCCCGGCGGAGCGCCGUGCCCGGAGCGGCUGUCGCGGCGGCGGCGGUGCGCGCGGCACUGCUGACCCCGGGACCUGCUGCCUGAAGACACCCCCACCCUCUAGAGGUCCUUGAAGGAGUCAUACACUUGUGACAACAAUAUCACAGUGCCAGCAUGGAUAGA